Molecule: messenger RNA, 1194 nt
Organism: Hippopotamus amphibius kiboko
Lineage: Eukaryota; Metazoa; Chordata; Mammalia; Artiodactyla; Hippopotamidae
Gene: P2RX3
Product: purinergic receptor P2X 3
Exons: 12
Coding region: 1-1194 (397 amino acids)
Biological process (GO): response to ATP; monoatomic cation transmembrane transport
Cellular component (GO): nuclear inner membrane; plasma membrane
Molecular function (GO): extracellularly ATP-gated monoatomic cation channel activity; purinergic nucleotide receptor activity; ATP binding
Source: RefSeq, a predicted model, not a curated record
AUGAACUGCAUCUCAGAUUUCUUCACCUACGAGACCACCAAGUCGGUGGUUGUAAAGAGCUGGACCAUUGGGAUCAUCAACCGGGCGGUUCAGCUUCUGAUCAUCUCCUACUUCGUGGGGUGGGUUUUCUUGCACGAGAAGGCGUACCAGGUGCGGGACACGGCCAUCGAGUCCUCAGUGGUGACCAAGGUGAAGGGCUUUGGACACUAUGCCAACCGAGUCAUGGACGUCUCUGAUUAUGUGACCCCACCCCAGGGCACCUCUGUCUUUGUCAUCAUCACCAAGAUGAUUGUAACCGAAAACCAGAUGCAAGGAUUCUGCCCAGAGAGCGAGGAGAAGUUCCGCUGUGUGUCCGACAGCCAGUGCGGGCCUGAGCGCUUCCCAGGUGGGGGGAUCCUCACGGGCCGCUGCGUGAACUACAGCUCUGUGCUUCGGACCUGUGAGAUCCAGGGCUGGUGCCCCGCGGAGGUGGACACAGUGGACAUGCCUGUCAUGACAGAAGCCGAGAACUUCACUAUUUUCAUCAAGAACAGCAUCCGUUUCCCCCUCUUCAACUUUGAGAAGGGAAACCUCCUUCCCAACCUGACCGCCGCCGACAUGAAGACAUGCCGCUUCCACCCGGACAAGGCCCCCUUCUGCCCCAUCUUGCGGGUGGGGGAUGUGGUCAAGUUCGCAGGGCAGGAUUUUGCCAAACUGGCCAGCACGGGCGGAGUUCUGGGCAUUAAAAUCGGCUGGGUGUGCGACCUGGACAAGGCUUGGGACCAGUGCAUCCCCAAAUAUUCCUUCACCCGGCUCGACAGUGUUUCUGAGAAGAGCAGCGUCUCCCCAGGCUACAACUUCAGGUUUGCCAAGUACUACAAGAUGGAGAACGGCAGUGAGUACCGCACGCUCCUGAAGGCUUUUGGCAUCCGUUUCGAUGUGCUGGUGUACGGGAAUGCUGGCAAGUUCAACAUCAUCCCCACCAUCAUCAGUUCCGUGGCAGCCUUCACUUCUGUGGGCGUGGGCACCGUCCUCUGUGACAUCAUCCUGCUCAACUUCCUCAAGGGGGCCGACCAGUACAAAGCCAAGAAGUUUGAGGAGGUGAACGAGACCACGCUGAAGGUCACGGCCUCAGCCAACCCGGUGUACCCCAGCGACCAGACCACGGAGGAGAAGCAGUCCACGGACUCGGGCGCCUACUCCAUUGGCCACUAG